This is a messenger RNA of Linum trigynum, 2975 nucleotides long. NCBI's taxonomy places the organism in Eukaryota, Viridiplantae, Streptophyta, Magnoliopsida, Malpighiales, Linaceae. The record is from the annotation of a GenBank genome assembly.
CAUCAAUUUGACCUAAAUAACGCCAGCCUGGUCAAUUUGGGUCACGAUGAGACUCUCUUCACAGUCCCAUUCCAACACAAACACUGUUACUUGCAACGCAAUCCACCGCUGCAAUUGCACAGAGAGAGAGAGAGAAGAGAAAGAGACCAAAUCCGAGAAAGAAUCGGAGAAGCAAAACAUCGACCGACGUCCGCCGCGAGCCGUAACCUAUAAAAGGGCAUCGCCCUCCGAAUCGAAUCCACUACCAGAGAAGAAAUCGCCGUCGAAAUCCACAUCAAAAUAUUUACUUCCGAUUUCCGAAUCCCUAAUACACCAUGGCCGCCGCCGCCCCUGCCUCGCUGCUGCCACUUCGAGCCACCGCCGCGCUCCUCGCAUUCAACCCGUCGGAGGCGGACCUGAUCCGCCACCUCCACCGCAAAGCCCGCGGCGGCGGGAACCACCUGCUUGUGCCGGAGAUCAACGUGUACGGCGACCUGAACCCUUGGGAGAUGUUCGACAAGGCCGCGGUGGACGUCUGGUUCUACGCCUUCGCCAGGCUGAAGCAGCGCGGGCCGUCGCGGUUCCACCGCAGCGUCGGCAGGGGGAGCUGGACGAUGAAGAGCACCCACACGGCGAGCGACGGCGCCAGCCUCAAGCGCUUCUUCAUCUACGAGGAGAAGGACGCCGCCAAGGAGGGCGGCGACAACGGGCACUGGACGAUGCACGAAUUCUCGCUGCCCGGGGCCAAGGACAACGAUUUCGUCAUCUGCAGGGUCAAGAACCGGCGGUGGAAGCAGAAGAGGACCCUGCCGGCGGCGGGGAGCGGCAAUGCCGGUGGUAAUUUAAUUGAUUUGUCCGCGGCGGAGGAUGAUGAUGAGGAGGAGGAGGAGGAGGUUGAUUGGGAGGCGAUUAUAGAAGAAGAGAUGGAGGAGGAGGAGGAGGAGGAAUCAGAGCCCGUGGCCGUGGAAUUGAGAGGUGAAGCUGUGAAAUCGAUUGGGGAUUUUGAUUUGGAGUCGGAGGAGGUUUUGGCCAUGGUGGAUAACUUCUGGGCGGAACCGCCGGCCGACAUUGGUGAGAUACUCUGUUCCAGGUUGUGGACGGCGACGGCGACGGUCCCUGUUGCUGAUCGGAGGGAAUUCACCUGACCUUUUUUUGCUUUCUUUGAAAGCUUUUGCUCUCUGUUUUUUCUUAGUGAGUAUGUAAGUACGUAGAGAGAUGUUAGAGUGGUGACAGGAAAGGGAAGAAGCUGUUUGCUCUCUGUUUCUUCUUCCCCUAGGUUGGUUGUAAGUUUUCUUUCUUCUACUUUUCUCUUGGAUCCAUGCAUGUAAUUAAGGUUUUGGUACUAUCGAAAUUGAAGCAACAAAAUUAUGAAUUUCAUGAUAGUAGUACCAUCAUGGUAGUUCUUAAUCAGAGAUCGGGGUUGGGCAAUCGAAAGUCGCUCCAGUUUUAAACAAUCGCAUCCUAAUUUCGUCAAUCCAUAUUCCACUUGAUUAAAAUCUCGGAAGUAUAUGUUGUAACAAACAUUAGCCAAUAUGGCUUUAUGAUUGAUAUGGUAGUCCUCGGAGGAUAGCUCACCAAGUGUGGGCUCGAAAAAUCUUCUGAAAGAAUAAGGUUGGCGACGGUUUGGAACUCUGAUACCACCUUCACUUUUCGACGACACAUGCGUAGUCAUCUUAUAAUGGUUAUUUGAUGAAUUUGUUAAAUUUUAUCGAACGAGAUCGGUAAAUUCGAACAAGUUAUGGUGGAUAUUUUCUCACAAACGAAGAUUCAGUCUGUUAUGUUGCCGUGAGUUCGGUUUUGUUGCCAUCCCUAAUAAUGGGUAAUUGAGUAUAACAAGUUGGAAUAUCGUUUCUGACUAGUUGAAGAAAAGUCAAAAUAGGAGAAGUAUGUAUAGAUAAUGUAAGAAAUGGAGAUAGAAUGGGCCAAGAGCAGGGCGGGACAGGGCAGGAUGGGUCGAAAGUAGAUACUCAUACCCCGCCCCACCCUAUUGCGGGCCAGGUAAUACCCUUCCCAUCAUGAAUCAGAUCAGGUAAUUCCCAUUGAGCAUAAUAUGAAUGUUGAAGUACUCGCCCCGUCCUAUUGCUAUCACUAUGGCUGGGUUUCUGUGUAGUGUCUUUUAUUUAUUUACGUUUGGCCUUCUGUUUAGGAGGAUGGAGGAAGUAGCUUUUGGGUUCUUUUGUGUUUGUGGUGACUACUUGGGUUGAAGUUGGGCCAUUAGUUUCUUCUGGGCCUGAUCCACACUCUUUUUUUUUUCUAUGUGACUUCCUUUUGAGCUUGUGUCGGGCCUAUUAAUCUUGGCCCAAGGUGGGAUGGACUGAAGGUCUACCUAAUUUAACUAAAACCACCCAAAAAGGCGACACGUGUAAUUGGCAACAACAAGUAAGUUAACUUCUUCUGCAACUAUCAUCUCUUACGCCACGUGCUGCUUGUCCACCAAACACUUCUUUAAUAACAAAACAAAGAUGAUGAGGACAUUGAUGAUAAUCUUUACAAAUUGUAAGGUUGGAUCCCGCAUAAAAAAAAAUGUGUGAUAUUAUAGUGUAAGCUUUAAAAAAAACAAAUGACAAUUUAAGAACUAAAGAGAAGGGAAGAGCAGUUUGUAAAUUGAUUUAAGAAUAAGUUCAAUUCGAUUAAGUGAAACAUGAAUUUCAUUAUCUACAAUGACUAAAUUUGAUAGACAAUGGAAAUUAAAGGGAGGAAAAGGUAAAACACCCACAGAGAAAUCCGUCGACCAGAUUGUGCGGCUCGACGACUCGGCGACACUGAGUCAGCGAAAACUCAGUUAUCCAAUGAACCAACGACAGCCUCAAAACCGCACUGCCAGAUAGCGUCACCAACAGAAGCCAGCCACAAAACGACAGCGUACGUCAUUGGUUCGUUCAUUCUCCACGCGACAACGUAAUAUAAUUGCCUAGAACAGUAAAAAUCAUUGUUUAUGAAUAAAAAAGUUAAAAUCGUUGUCUUCUUUGAUAAAUAAAUAAAUAAAAGAUAAUGCA